Molecule: messenger RNA, 1811 nt
Organism: Drosophila sechellia
Lineage: Eukaryota; Metazoa; Arthropoda; Insecta; Diptera; Drosophilidae
Exons: 8
Coding region: 1-1758 (585 amino acids)
Source: RefSeq, a predicted model, not a curated record
AUGUCCAAGCGCCAACGCGAUGGCCACGAUGGCGCUGGAAAGAAAGUAGCCAAGAUUCGGUUCAAGAAGCUCGUCCGAUCCGUGAUACUGAACAUGCAGUGGCUAAGUGAAAUUCCCGAUGAGGGAGGAAUAUCGCUGAAUGUGAAGAAGAACGUUGCCAUGCUGCGGCAGAAGCGCAAAGUGGGCAUGAUGACCAUGGCCGAGAAAUCAUUGCUGCGCACUCCGCAUGCCAAGCGUACCGUCGAUGAGAGGAAGAAGCUAUGCACCAUUGUGGCAAAUCUAGCUUGCUUUUCAAAAUUUCCGCCAAAAGUUCGCGCCCGUCUUGUUCCGAUUGUCAAAUUCAUGGCAAUAACUCCCGGGCGCAUUGUCAUGAAGGAGGACGAUUUUCCCGUAACCAUUUACUUUAUAAUCGCCGGUGAGGUGGAAAUGUCUAAGAACGUAUAUAUAAAGGGCUCCAAUCAUCCUACCUUACAAACGGAGGCCAUUUUUGGACCCGGGGAUUGCAUUGGUGAUAUUGACGUGAUGGAAGAUACACCCAGAACCAACACCUUUAUUGCCACAACUUAUUGCGAACUGCUGGCUGUAUUCAGUAAGAACUAUAAAAUUGUUCUCCUACCGUUUAUGCAAAAGAUGUGGCAGGAAAAGAAGAAUGCUCUGCGGGCCCUUGACUAUUUUGACUUUCUCAACGACGACCAGAUUGUGAAUGCCAGUAAGUACGGAUCAAUUCAGCAAUUCGAUCCUUUGGAGACGAUCUACACCGAAGACUUGGGCACCAUGAGCUAUGUCUAUUUUGUCCUUAGCGGGGAAUGCGUAGUGCUCCAAUGCCUUCACAUGAAGGUCGACAUAGUGAACCGGGAAAAGGUGUUCCAGCUGCCAAAGGCUUUUAAUUUGAAAACUGGACCUCUCCUGGAUGAUGACACAGGAGGUCCAAUCGAUAACGAGCCGCUCUUUGAUAUUAGCGAGUACAUGCAAUCGACUUCAUCGCUGGAUGAAAACGAACAGAGCAAGAAAAGGAAGCUGCGCAAAAUGGGACUUCAGGAGAUACAGCGUGUCUGCGAUGAAUUAAAGAAACCGAUAUCUAGGAGAUCCACCAAGGAAUCAGCACGCCAACGGCUGCGAGUGCGUCAGCGUGGGCGGGACACAGAACGUCAGAUAAAGCGAAAGCAUUAUGAGUUCUACCUAAUGGGCAACGGUGCUGAAUCAGACCUUAUAUCUGAGGAUCUUAGCGAGGACUUAUAUAGUGAUAAUUCUGAUAUGGAGGAGCCGACAAUUUCAGCAGUCGCCAGCAAAAGUGGCGAAUUCGAGAGCCAAUCGGAGGGUUCCGAAGUAUUCACUGCAUCCAGCACUUCGAAUCAGGGAAAUGUCGAAGAAACAAACAGACAGGAAAGAUAUGAAACGCAUUUUAUUGACGUCGGCUCUCUGACAUUCGGUGGUAUUUUUGGGUUGGGCGAGAAAAUGGAACAUCGUGUGAUUAUGGCAAGGACCACGGUGCAAUGCAUCGUGAUACCACGCUUUUGGCUUUUUGAGCCCGCCCAAAAUCCCGGUAACUAUUGGCAGCGCCAGCGUUUCUACAUCGAGUGCAAUAUUCCAACCAGGGCGGAUUUGUUCAGGGACUUUCUCAAGACACGAAAAUGGGAAAGAUUCAGACGUGACUAUAUCAAUAGCAUACUCAAGAGCGAGUCAUUGGCCAACUUUACAAAGCAUGAAGAUAUACCGAUAAUAAGUCACAUUGUGGAGACGAAAUCUGAAGACAAUUAAGUUCGUCUUCAAUUUACUUGCCACUUGAAUAUAUUUAUACAUUUCCAACUUUU